UCAUUUUUUUUGGGGUGAGGAAUGAUGAUGAUGAAGCUCAAGCGCUGUGAAACACACAAUGGGUUUUGUGGAUGAGACUGUCUCAAUGAUUUUUGCUCUAUCGGAUUUGGUCUCAAAUUCCCACCUCCAAAUGCUCAUCCACUUUCUUCAAUCUCUCUAUUUCUUUUAGUUUGUGACUUAUGUAGAGCUUUAUAUGAACCCCACCAAAUUUGUCUUCUUGCUCUUUCAUUCUUAUAAGCCUUUUAGUUUUUCUUUUUCCAUUUCAUUCUGUUUAUCUUUAACUGUUAAGGCUCUCUCUCACUCCUACUAGUUCCUCUGCAUGCACUCUGUUGCAUAAUCUUGGAACAGAAGAUAUUUUUUCUGAAGCAAAGCAUUAACUUUAAUCCAUAAAACAUGGGGGAGAUCACAAACGUGAGUGAGUAUGAGGCUAUUGCAAAGCAAAAACUGCCCAAGAUGGUUUUUGAUUACUAUGCAUCAGGAGCAGAAGACCAGUGGACUCUGAGUGAGAACAGAAAUGCUUUCUCAAGAAUUCUGUUUCGACCCCGCAUUCUUAUUGAUGUAAGCAAAAUAGACAUGGCCACUACUGUGUUGGGCUUCAAAAUAUCAAUGCCAAUUAUGAUUGCUCCAACAGCCAUGCAGAAAAUGGCUCAUCCUGAAGGUGAGUAUGCAACUGCAAGAGCUGCAUCAGCUGCUGGGACAAUUAUGACUUUGUCCUCAUGGGCUACUUCCAGUGUUGAAGAAGUUGCCUCAACUGGACCUGGAAUCCGCUUUUUCCAGCUCUAUGUCUACAAGGACAGGCAUGUAGUUGCUCAGCUUGUGAGAAGAGCAGAAAGGGCUGGAUUCAAGGCUAUUGCCCUUACUGUUGACACUCCAAGGCUCGGUCGCAGAGAAGCUGACAUCAAAAACAGAUUCACUCUGCCACCAUUUCUGGCAUUGAAGAAUUUUGAAGGUUUGGACCUUGGCAAGAUGGACAAAGCUGAUGAUUCUGGUCUUGCUUCUUAUGUUGCUGGUCAAAUUGACCGCUCUCUAAGCUGGAAGGAUGUGAAGUGGCUCCAGACAAUUACUUCACUGCCAAUUCUUGUGAAGGGUGUUCUUACUGCUGAGGACACAAGGCUAGCUAUACAAGCUGGAGCAGCUGGUAUUAUUGUUUCCAACCACGGAGCUCGCCAACUUGACUAUGUUCCUGCAACUAUCCUGGCACUAGAAGAGGUUGUUAAAGCUGCACAAGGACGUGUUCCUGUAUUUUUGGAUGGUGGUGUUCGUCGUGGAACAGAUGUCUUUAAAGCAUUGGCACUAGGCGCCUCUGGAAUAUUUAUUGGACGCCCUGUGGUGUACUCCUUGGCUGCUGAAGGAGAGGCUGGUGUGAGAAAGGUACUCCAAAUGCUGCGUGAGGAGUUCGAGCUAACCAUGGCAUUGAGUGGCUGCCGUUCGCUCAAAGAAAUUACACGGAACCACAUCGUGACUGAAUGGGACCAGCCUCAUCCUCGUCCAGCGCCCAGGCUAUAGACAACAUGCCUUGGGAUACAAGCAACUGCCAAUCAUAGCUGUGAUAUUGAAAAAGAUUGUGUUUUCAUGUUAUCAAUAACAGGCUGCCUUUCUUUGGAGAAACUCAUUUCUGCUUCAUUGAGUCCUUUUAGAAAUAUUUUGGAAGUAUCUAAACUUUCUGUUCCAAUAAUUGAUGUUUUAUAUUUUUAUGGCUACUGCUGCUUUCACUGUAUAUUCUUUCUAUAAAACAUAAAAUUUUUAUAGGUA
Messenger RNA from Ziziphus jujuba (common jujube), 1752 nucleotides. Its product is annotated as glycolate oxidase. Gene Ontology annotation, molecular function: FMN binding; oxidoreductase activity. NCBI's taxonomy places the organism in Eukaryota, Viridiplantae, Streptophyta, Magnoliopsida, Rosales, Rhamnaceae. The transcript is spliced from 12 exons. Gene Ontology annotation, cellular component: peroxisome. The record is from RefSeq and is a predicted model, not a curated record. Bases 394 to 1506 code for a protein of 370 amino acids.